Molecule: messenger RNA, 1020 nt
Organism: Olea europaea var. sylvestris
Lineage: Eukaryota; Viridiplantae; Streptophyta; Magnoliopsida; Lamiales; Oleaceae
Exons: 1
Coding region: 171-575 (134 amino acids)
Source: RefSeq, a predicted model, not a curated record
CUAUUAUUUUAUCGAAUCUUUCCAUCAAAAGUUAAUUACCUGGAAAAAUCCUAGAGAGGAAGAGAUAGAUUCUUGAAUUGCUGUAACUAAAAACAAGAAUUUAAGAAAAAUAGGUAUUUGUUAUCCUAGAGGGAGAGACGCAGAAGGGGUAUUUUUUUUUUUUUUUUCGAAUGGAGGAAGAAAAGGAAGGAGAUAUUAGGGUUCCUCUUGUCUCUUCCCUAUUCUGCCUCUGCCUAACAAGCGGUGGAAUCUUUCUUGUUCUCUAUGUUUUCUUUCCAAAUCUCUCCAAGCCUUGGUAUCCCAUUGCAGCAUUAGCCUUAAUAGGCUCCCCAUGGCUCUUUUGGUUCCUAAUCUACAUUUACACCUGCAUGAAGGUUUGUUGUUGCGGCAACCGCGUAGACAACGGCCAGAUUUCACGGCGCUUCCCUGGAUCAAGCCAGCACGGAAACGAUUCCACCGCCAAUUCUUCUCGGAAUGGUGACUAUGGUACUGGGGGUAAAAGCCUGCAAGGCGGCAGAGAAUCAUCUGUCACCUCCUCCAAGGAAUGUGAGAUGCCAUUGACAUAUUCAGUCUAGUAUUGGGAAAAGGGUAAUUAUUUGAUUUUUCUCGUUGAUGGCUAUAAAAGAUUAAUCACUGUAUUCAAACAAAUGUGAAAUUUUUGACAUAGUGGAAAUUUGAGAAGAUGACUAGAGGAAUGUGGAGAUUGUGGAAAUGACCACAGAUCAUGAUCAUAUUUGUAGAUAGAGAAGAUAAGAAGAUGUAUAUAUUUAUUUCUCUAGUUUAUAGAGUAAGGAACAAAAUAUCUUGUGAUCUCUCUCUUUCUCUAGAAUGUUUCAUAGGAUAUCUUACAUUUUAAGCUCAUAGGAAAGUAUCAUUGGUGUGCACAUACUUUUUAGAAUGCAUUAUAUGAUAAUGCCAAUUUAAUUAAUUUGUAAAAAUAUACACCAACUAGAUAACCUUCUUUCAGCGGUGUAUGAUUUUCUUUUCUUUUAUAAUGGUAAUAGAUUGUAUAUUUAUGAG